CAGCUGCUGAGGAAGUUGGGAGCACAUUUCUUAGUUUUCCUUUGAAGCAGACAAAAUGUUUUUACCUUAAUGGGUUUAUGUUUUCCUGGUGGGGACAAUGCGAAAAUAGCAAUAGCGGUUAUUUCUCUUGGACCUGGAGAAAGCACGGGCUUCAAAAACUUGACUGCAGAAUUGCCAGUAGUCCUUCCCUUUUGUGGCUUAUUCAGACAGGUGGAGCUGAGCCACGUGUGGAAAGCUUGCUAGCGACGCAAGGGACUUCCUCAGCUAUUCUGUCGGCUCGUUUGAUCAGCUGUGAUUACUCAACUUGUCUAGGCGCUUGCAUCUCCUGUAACUUGUUUAGGUGCAGAACUCGUUUAAACAGGAGAAACCAAGUGAGCAUAGGGUUUUUAAAACAAUGCUUUGGAGGACUGUCAAGCACCUUUCCUUCCUGCAUUCUGACUUGCAGGCUUGGAAGGCUUCCCGCUCUAUCAGUGAAGCCUUACCGAGAGCAAAAAGGAAGCUAAUCAGCCAGUAGGACACCGGAGGAAAUAGAUGGGAUUCCAUUUGAGUUCCCUGCAGAGAAAGAAACCUUUAUUUUCCUGUAGAGAUAUUUGGAGAGUAAUUGGGUGCCCUUUGAGAGUCUUUUAAAAGGAGGAGAUGGAGUGAAACCUAGCAGUAGUUUGUUAGACUUUGGUUUACUUACCAUAGACAUUGUGUAAUAAGCUUGUGUUACACUAAGAGAUCACUCCAAUGAUUAAAAAAGCAGCAAACAAAACCCAAACUAGCAAAAACCCACAAACUUUGGUAUGUUCAAUACGGUAUCUCGUGAGACUUGAAUAGUUGCCUGUCUGUCCUUGCCCUCUUACAUUUGCUGAUGCAUUUUGGGUUCUGUGUGGAUUUUUUUUUUAUUAUUGCUUUUGCUAUGUAUUUAGCACUGAAGGUGCUACAGGGUUGUUGUUCUGCUUGAGAUACUGUGGUCAGAGCACCUCACUAUUGGGUUGUUAGAGCUUGUCUUACUUGACAGAAACACUCUGCAGCCCUAACUAGGGUCAUGAGCAAAGCUCUGAGCAAGCUGUGUGAAUGUCUUUGUUGUAGUUGGAGCAAGAGGGAACCAGGAGUCUCCUUAGGCCCCUUCCAACCUGGGUCAUUCAGUGAGCCCAGUCCUCAUAACUCUGUGGCUCAUUUCUAGAAACCGGUUUGUUUUUCCAGGCUGCUUGUGGUUAUUAGUAAGUUGUUCACACAUUCUCAGAGCCAAACGGUUCUGUACAUUUUCUUUGGUUAUUAUUCCAAUAACAGUGUAUGCUGUAUCACGCGUAUGUGUGUACACACAUAAAGUGUAUAAGAGACAAGUGGUGUGUUUCUAUCUAGAGCUCCUUGCUUUUUUGCUUCUACUGUCUGACAGCUUUGGUGGUGUCAAGAGUUCAUGACGUGGAAGUUGAUACUUGCAGCUUCAGUUAUAGGUGGCGAGGAAAUUGGUGAGUGCUUCUACUGUGAAUUAAAUUACAUGCUAUAAACAGGAUAAUUUGGAAUUCAGGUUGUACGUUUGGGUGUAGCUGGCUUACAAACCAAGGCCAAAAAUUUGAGUGUUGAGAAGUACUGUGUUCCAAGUUACUCGUUGAGAGAGAAGCUGUGCGUAGGUGGAGCUCUUCUGGAAGCCAAACCUUUAGCAAACUUUGAUUCCUUCCUUCCAGAUGUAAGAACUCAUAGCUAUCUCCCGUUUGCAGGUCAGGCUCUCUGUUUAAGCUCUGUUUUGUGGCUACAUGUGUGAGCAUAGAUACUUUUUACUCCUACUGAAGGUGUUCCUUGCAAAUUACUGUUUCUCUGGUGUGAACUCACUGCUGGUUUACCUUGUCUUGUGUCUACAUGUGCACAGAAUCAGAAAGGCUUUCCUGGUUCCCUGUUGGUGAAAAUGCAUGUUGCAGUACUACUGCAGUGCUGAUUGCUAUCAUGUGAUGACAUGAUUAGAUUGUGCCGUAUCUUGAAAGCUCGGGCUCUUGCUGUGAUUUUGCCUGCUGUCAUCUGUGCCAAGGCUGAAUGCAGAUCAUCUGCAGGCUGCAUCUGUGUAGGGCAGUGGUGUAGAGCUUAUACCUGUGAGCUGAAAAGGGCUGCGCUAAUAUGCACAUGAAAGAAAAAAGAUACCUUUUCUAAGUAGUGCCUAGGUACUGUCUAGCUUUGCAAAACACACAAACACAAAAAAAUACAAUUACAAUUGUAUGGUACCCAUUAGCAAGGCUUCUGAAGCUGUUCUUCCACAUGGUAACAGAUCUUUUUGGUAAGGAGGUUAGAUCUCUAGUAGGAGCUUGGGACUGAGACCCUGGGAAAAGGCGGCGGCGAAGACUGGAGCCUCGUGUCUUUAUUUCCUGUUGUUUUGAGUUUCCUCUGAAAGUUAAUUGGUUGUGUUAAUUGAGGCUUGUCAAGGCUCUGCCUUCAUUUCUGUGUGGUGUUCGAUAGUUGCUCAAGCCUCUGGUGACACGGCUGUGCUUUUUCUUCCCUUGUCAGCACUCUGGUGGCUUAUGCAGCUUGUAUUGCACGCUUCAGAAGAAGGAAGCCACUGACUGCCUAGGAAUUAAGACAGGGCGUGAGAAGUCCAGUUGAUCAAGGCGGAAACUUUAUUUUCUGAGAGCCUUUCCACAGCUGCCUUUUGCAGGCUCUUUGGACGCUCCCCGUUGUGCCAUGUUUUGUGGCUUUCUCUGUAGGAAGAAUUUGUCUUGAUGAAGAUUCCUAACAUUGGUAAUGUGAUGAAUAAAUUUGAGAUCCUUGGGGUUGUAGGUGAAGGAGCCUAUGGUGUUGUACUUAAAUGCAGACACAAGGAGACACAUGAAAUUGUGGCUAUCAAGAAAUUCAAAGACAGUGAAGAAAAUGAAGAAGUCAAAGAAACCACUUUACGAGAACUUAAAAUGCUUCGCACUUUAAAACAGGAGAACAUAGUGGAGCUGAAGGAAGCCUUCAGAAGAAGAGGAAAAUUAUACUUAGUUUUUGAAUAUGUGGAAAAAAAUAUGCUUGAAUUGCUAGAAGAAAUGCCAAAUGGAGUUCCACCAGAAAAAGUGAAAAGUUAUAUCUACCAGCUAAUUAAAGCAAUUCAUUGGUGUCAUAAGAAUGAUAUCGUUCAUAGAGAUAUCAAACCAGAGAAUCUCUUAAUAAGCCACAAUGAUGUUCUGAAAUUGUGUGACUUUGGCUUUGCCCGUAAUCUUUCUGAAGGAAGCAAUGCUAACUAUACAGAAUAUGUGGCUACCAGGUGGUACCGCUCACCCGAACUCUUGCUUGGAGCCCCAUAUGGAAAGGCUGUGGAUAUGUGGUCUGUGGGCUGUAUUCUGGGUGAGCUGAGUGACGGACAGCCCUUGUUCCCAGGGGAGAGCGAGAUUGACCAGCUCUUUACCAUUCAGAAGGUGCUAGGCCCACUGCCAGCUGAGCAGAUGAAGCUCUUCUACAGCAACCCACGCUUCCAUGGACUGAGGUUUCCUGCAGUCAAUCAUCCACAAUCUUUAGAGAGAAGAUACUUGGGAAUUUUAAGUGGUGUUUUGCUUGAUCUUAUGAAGAACUUACUGAAGUUAGAUCCAGCAGACAGAUACUUGACAGAACAAUGUUUGAACCAUCCUUCAUUUCAAACACAAAGACUCUUGGAUCGCUGUGGAAGCUCACCUUCACGGUCAGCUAAAAGAAAGCCUUACCACGUCGACAGCAACACAUUAUCUAACAGAAAUCAAGCCAGCAAAAGUUCUGCUUUGCAGUCACACCACAGAUCAAACAGCAAGGAUAUACAGACACUAGGGGUUGGCGGGCCAAGAGAAGAGGGUCUUCCAGCAAAUGAAAGCUUUUUAAAUGGAAACCUCUCUGGAGCUGCACAUAGCCCAAUGCACGCGAAGAAAUCAAGCAACCAGCCUGGAUCUGGCAAUAAAGAUCUAGCCAACAAUAACAUGCCACAUCUUCUUAGUCCAAAGGAAACAAAGGCAAAAACAGAAUUUGAUUUUAAUGUGGACCCAAAAAGUUCUGAUGGUCCAGGUACAAAGUACCUGAAGUCUAACACCAGAUCUCAGCAGAACCGGCACUCAUUUAUGGAAACGUCUCAAAGCAAAACUGGGACGCUGCAGCCCGGCGAUAAGCAUAGUCGCCACAGCUAUAUUGAUACCAUUCCACAGUCUUCUAAGAGUCCUUCGUAUCGGACAAAGUCAAAGAGCCAUGGGGUUCUGACAGACUCAAAAUCUGUGGGCAACCUAUCUGAGGCCAGGGCUCAAGCUGCAGAACCAAACAGCAGUCGCUAUUUUCCAUCCAGCUGUAUGGACUUGAACUCUCCUACCAGUCCGACCGCUCCCCGCCAUAGCGAUAACAGAACUUUGCUCAGCCCGUCUGGGAGGAAUAACCGCAGCGAGGGUACCCUGGACACCCGAAGACCUUCAACCAGACACUCCAAAACAAUGGAGGAGUUAAAACUGCCAGAUCACAUGGAUGGAAGCCAUUCCCACUCGCUCUCUGCUCCACACGAAUCUUUUUCCUAUGGCCUAGGUUAUACCAGUCCUUUCUCUUCACAGCAGCGCCCUCAUAGACACUCUAUGUAUGUGAGCCGGGACAGAGUGAGGUCAAAGGGCUCAGAGGGUGGCUUAAGCGUAGGGCAAGGGAUGGCAGCCAGAGCAAACAGCCUGCAACUGUUAUCUCCACAGGUGCAGCAUAAGUCACUCACAAGGUCUGUUGGCUCUUCACGAGAAGACUGUACAGAAGAUACUAAUAGGCAGAGUGACCAGAUUCCAUCAGAAACAAAUUUAACAAGACCUCCAGUAAAAGAUUCCUCCAGAGAUGUUACAGCUGCAUUUCAUUCACGGCGAAAAUCUGAGGGUGGAGCAUAUCAUGAUCCACACACAGAAGAUGGAGCAUCUACUAAGGAAAAUAGAAUUCUGUAUAAUGAAGCUGUUCCAAGAAGAGUUGGCAGUUUUUACAGAGUUCCAUCUCCGCGUCCAGACAGCACAUACAUAGAAAACAAUGUGUCAAACAGAGCCUCUGUACUACCAGCAGACAGCAGCACGGUGGCAAACCACUCAAAGAGACAAACCACCUUUGAUACCUGGAAAAGUCCUGAAAAUCUUAACAGUCACUCUGAGCAGCUUAAGGAGAAAGAAAAGCAAGGUUUUUUCAGGGCAAUAAAGAAGAAAAAGAAGAAAUCUCAAACCACAGACUCAACCAACGGGGAGAAUCCAAGCAUCAAGAAAUCCCUCUUUCCUCUUUUUAAUUCAAAGAAUAAUUUAAAGCAUAGUUCUUCUUUGAAAAAGCUUCCUGUAGUCACUCUACCCAUGAUGCCUGGCACUGAUGGUCAGGAUCUCCUGGCGUUACAGAAAGCCAUUCAUUCUUCUAAUCACCAGAGCAGCAGGCAGAAGGAUUGGCAUCCUGAGAAGAUGACAGAAAUCCAGCCUCAUAGCCAGCCAUUAAAAUCUCUGCGAAAGCUAUUACACCUCUCUUCAAAUCAUCCCAUCCCUGCUGAGCCUCGCUUCCAACCCUUACCAAGUCAGCCGGCCAAACCUGCUUUUUCUGAAGUGCGAAUUCACCCCAUGAGUCAAAGCUCCAGCAGCGGCAGCAGCAACGCACGGCAGGAGCCGCAGCCAAAGAGCCGGCCGACGCUGCAGAUCCCGAGCCAGCUGGAGCCCACCUGGCACGUCUCCCCCGUCAACAGGAGCGCCAGCGAUGGGCCCCCCUACUCCGAGCAGCCACCUUCCAAGAGUGGACAGAACGGGCACACGUAUAACCGAACAAACCGGUCACGAAUGCCAAAUCUGAAUGAUCUAAAAGAGACGGCCUUGUAAUUGCUCCAGAAAAUAGGCCGGUUCACACGGAGGUCAACGUAGGGGAGCGGUGGUAGUUCUGGUGAUGGUAAGACUGUACUUUCAGCUUUAUAAAGGUGUGCAAUAUGUACAUGUGGAGCUAUGCCGUUUGGCACCACGUUGAGAGUCAGGGAUUAUACAGUAAAGUGAGUCGGAUUAGGAAUUAGUAGUCGUCAGAAGCGUCAGUGGACGAGAGGCAGAGUGUGCCAUUCAGGGAGAAAAAUGUAUUGCCAUUUUCUCUCAUUUACAUUCCAGCUUAGAGCACAUCUCUGUUGGAAAGCUGGGAGAUUUCUGGUAUGCGUCGGCACUUCUAGGGGUGAAAACAUUCAUGUGCAGACCUAUGCCCUUACUACAUUUUUUGCUGCCUAGUUAAAACAGUGGGUUUUAUGUGAUAAAAGUGUAUCCCCGUCAAGGGUUUAAAGUUAAAUUGUAUGUCUUAAAUUUGUUUUUUAAACUUCCAUAUUUGAUAGGAUUUGUAAUAUUUAUUUAUGAUGACCUAAUAUCGUACUGUUAUAAUCAUAUCUUUUACGUUAUAAUGUAAAGUUAUUUUGAGCUGUUUGAAACAUUGUGAAGCAGUGCAACAGCUACAGUAGUUUCUAUAAAAAACUAACGGUAACAUUUAUAUAUUGCAUCAGGAGUAUUUUAUUCUAUAUAUAAAUAUAUAUAUAAAUGGGAAAUAACUGUCUGUUUUUUAAAUAUAAUCAUUUAAAAGAAAAGUAUUGUUAUGACACUAUCUGCCAUAUUUUUAUACAUUUGUGAUAUAAAGUGCAGUAUUAUACUUCUAAUAAAAGGAAGUUGAAUGUCGAUAUAAACGUGACUGUAACAGUAUGAAUCCUGCUCAGCUACGAGAGCCCAGUAUUACAGGAAUUACUGGUAACAAACAAAAGACAUCAUUCAAUUCCAAGCGUUAUUAUGGGCUAUUUUGUUGGAAGUAUUGGCUAAAUGUAAGAGACUGCAGAACUGUACAAUAACCUUAAUGUGGUAUGUUCUCCCCUGUAUCCCUAGCUUUCCUAAUAAUACUAAUGAGAUUUCUGCAUCUGCAUCAAGAGACUAGAGCCCCAGAACGACUUGUGUUGGUUUUUGUUUUUUCCUCUAAAGAGAUAAAGUGCCCCAUGACUACAUGCUAAAGCAGGUGCUUCUCCACUUAAUAGUAGGGGUGAAAACCAAAGAAACAUAGCAUGAAUUGCAAGUGAAAUGCCACACUUUCACAUUUAAUGCAUAGCAUGGCAUUGCAGAUCAUGGUAUGAGCUUUUAUGCAUAUGUGUAUUUUACAUCUUGUUAGCAAUCUAUUAACUACUAAGAUAAACACUGUAUUUAAAUUAAAAGUACUCUUGCACUUUUUAUUAUAUUUCAGGAUGUAUUUAAAGCCACACAUCUGAUAUUUGGAUGUUGAGGGAGAAGGUUGCCGUGCAGCUUAAUUUCUCCUUAGAUCUUACUGUCCCGAUAUUCCCAUACUCAGUUCAGUGACCAGUCUCAGCAAAAUACCAGAUCUUGGGUUCCAGUCUCCUGUACAGCAUUGUCAAAACUGCCUUUACAUUGGUGAACAUCGAGUGUAGCAAAUAUAUAACCUGAUUCCUCUAUUGCUAACGGCAAAAUAAACUAAAGUUGAGUCAUUAGGAGUUAAGAGAAUUAUGCUGGUCUAAACUUUCAUGCAAUAAGAGGAGAUUCAGGCCUGUAGUGUCAGAACAAUACAAUCUUUCCUUUUUAAAUGCAUUCAUUCAACUCCCUCAUCACUCUGCAGCAUAGUUCAUUUUCUAUAUUGUGUCCUCAUAAGACACGUGUACCUGCAAAUAUGUUGUCUGUCCCAAAAAGAGAUUAACCUGAAUGUAAACUUGAUGAUUUAGCCAUAGAUGUUAACAGAAGUAGCCAGACAGUAAGAGCUGAACUUCCUACUUUGAUACAAUGCAAAUUGGAUGUGACGUUCGGUACCUCUUGAAUCAUACCAAAGUUCUAACAAUAAUUAAUUUGGCACCACCACUUUAAAAUCUUUCUCAUGGAGUACAGUAUGAAGGGAUGGUACAUCAGGUUUGUCCAGGGCAAGAGGUAAGUCUAGGAAGUUAGAAAAACUACAAAAUAAUAAGAAUUCUUUGUCAAUUGCCUGCAAGAAAUGUGUUUGUGAUUUUCUAUAGAUAUUUAUGGUAUAUACUAUAUUUAUAUAUGCUGUAGUAUAUAAAUAAUAUAUUUAUGUAUCAUAUAUAAAUACAGUAGAUAUGAAAGGAUACUCAGAUUCUGAUAAGUUCAGUGGGCAUCCAGGAAAGACAUUGUGAUAUUUGCUAGCCUUUACGAUCAAGGGAAUAGCAUUGUAUUUCGGAAGUCUCUUGGAUUCCCCAGUUCAUCACAACCAGUUUACUCCUGUUGUCUGCUUUGAAAUGAGCUGAUGCCACUGAAGUCCCUCACGAGAGCGUUGCCUAAGAGUGGGGCUCUAAGCAGUACAAUGUGAAUGCCUCCAAGUGAGCAUUCAUACCAAGCUCUUCUGUACCUUAUGGAUAUAUUCCCUUUGGCCUCUACAAGAAUUUUAUAUUGAUAGUAAGAGCUUCAUGCCGGGGAUGAUGAUACUGGGCUGUACGUGGCUAUUCUGAUUUCUACCACGGAAAAAUGUUUCACAAGGGUUGGUUGGUUCUUUUUUUUUUUUUUCUUCCCCUCAGUACCCAUUGAGUUGAAUCAGGGUAAUCUCUGACUGUACAUAGAGCUGUUUAAAGUAGUUAGCAAAGCUUCAAGAGUGACCUAAAGAAUGUUCAAGUGUUUGGUGGCCCAUAUUUACAAAACGUUGUGUCUACUUUCGUACUGCUUAUUCUUCUCAACAAACCACAACAGAUUUAAUUUUAAUACCAAAUUGUGUUCAACAUACGUAGUAUCUUCCUUGUUCUGUUAGAAAGACCUUACAGCAGAUGAACCAGCUGGCGCUGAGGUAAAUUGUCUAUUUUUAAUCUGAUCUAACUUCCGAAUAUCUAGAAUAUUACUAAUGUAAUUCUGCUGAAGCUUCCAAAGGAGUCGUCUUAAAUGGCUGAGAUUUGCUGCCUCAGUAAAGGAGAAGAGAAUCACAGAGCAAACAGUUUUAUAAGCACGAGCUUUCCUCUUCACUGGUCGUGUGUUACAUGUUCUAUAGAUCUACUUACUAUGAAUAAUAUUAGUUAAACCGCAUUUUAUUCCUUGGCAAACUGCUUUGCCUUAUUAUGGCAUCAUUAAUGAUGUGAACAGUAAAGAAACUAAGUUUCAGAAAUGAAUUACAGUCAUUUUGCAGAACUCGAGCUGCCUAAACUUGUCUAUAAUGUUUUACUAUAGUUCUUGUUAACUGACAUGAAGCACCUUAAGCUCAUCUUAAUUGAAACUGUGCGAAACGAUGUGAAUAAGCUGUCCUUUUAAACUGCCAUGAAAAUGCAUUAACCUAAAGCAACAUGUGUUGUUAACAGACCUGACCACAGAGAGCAGUCCCUUAGGGCUAUUUAAUCCUUUUUGCUCUGUUAUUGCAGUCUAAGACCCAUUGCUCCUCUGAGAGGCCGCCAGCAACAGGCACCAGGCCAAGUUUGCGUCAGGAAGUCAGUAGUCCCAGAUCUGGUCCAGUCUUUAUGAAACGUUCUCCAUCCCACAGGGCUUGGGACAGGUACCAAGCCUUCAUUUCUGAUAGCAAGCCAGACCCGUUUAAAUGGAUGGGUCCACUCUGCGUACAGGUACUGCUUCUCCUAAACCAGUGUUAAAGCAGGCCACAAACUUCCAAACUUAGAAUACACUCUCACAUUCCCUUCAGGCUUGUUGCCUUUCUGCUACACUAGCUCAUGUCUGGGAGCCAAGCUGAGAGCUCUGUCAAGCAGUAGGGUCCUGCGAUAGGCCUUCAGCCAGUGCUUGUUACUGCAGUCAGAUCUCCUAAAAGAUGAAUCUUAACAGUGUAAAAAGCCACAUACCAACCUUUGUUCACCCAGAACAAACUGUAUGUUCUUCACAGUUCAGCGCUGUGGUUCCUCGUAAUGAAGGGAACUCUGAAAGCAAUGCUGACAUCUACUUAGCUAAGACAAAAAACAGGCGCUUUUGAGGGGAGCUUUGAGCUAGAAGCGCUGAGGGUUUUUUGUUCAUGUUUUGGGGUUUUUGUUGUUGUUGUUGUCUUAAAACAAUUUGGUAGUGCAAUAUGCUUCAGAAAUAUCUGCAUGCACUUCUGUAUGUGCUGAAAACUGUCAGAGUAGAACUGGGAGAAUAUUUGAAUCUCAGUCACACAAAAGGCGUUACAAGGAUAGCCAUAUAUAAUAUACUGCAAAUUAUGGGGUGGCAAUGAAUGUUUCUUUUAUCCAUUCCAGCUGUCAUGCACAAUAUGGUUAUUAAUUGGAUUAUCAUAAACCACACGUUUGGGCUGUUGUUCACGUACGUAGGCCCACCAUUUGAAAUAGGAUUAGGAGUGUCACAGAAGAUGCUUGGAAAGGUGAUGUGCCCUAUUAAACUGUUUUUAAAUGACCUUUAAAUCAGGACGCUAUUUAAGAACAGGUGCCUUUCCCCACACAGCUUCCCCCAAUGGUGUCAUGAUAUUAACCAUUCAGUAACGGGGUUUGUAGUAAAUCAGGAGAAAAGCCAUUUAACUUUCUGGCCUUUGUUAAAAAGGGAACAAUUUGAGUAAACCCUUUUAAUACAACACAGCUUGGAAGUUCCAGCUGUUGGCUCAUUUCUGAGUCAAACAGCACCAUCGUUGCUUCAGGCUCACCUGGCUGAUGGAGGCUUGUACAGGCCACUUGGUUCAGUUGUACUGAAACAGAAGUUCUCUCACUCUGCAAUCAUGAAGCAAAGUUAAUGGUAGUUAAACAUAGCAAAUUUAAUAGGAGAUCCUCUUUUAAUUUGAAGGUAAAUCCUGUCAUAGGUCAUCUGUUGUCUCAGCAGUCUUUUGUUACAGAUACUGCAUGAGACAGGAUAGGUUACAUGUGAAGUUAAUUUGCUCCAAGUUAUGCUGGGAUGCUCAUUUGUUACCAGGAGUAUCACUUACGCAGCCAACUGCUUGGAGCAAAAGUUGGCUUUCUUGCCAGUCUAAGCAGAACAUGCACAGAAGUGUGAGAGGAAGAGCCCUCUAUACAUCGAUGCUGUUGUUCCAGCAAGUCAAGUUCUUUCUCAGGCUCUUUUUAGAAUGUAACCUGUGAAUGUGACUCUUAAAAUGUGGUUCAAGAGUCUGAACUUGGAAUGUAUGACUAAGGCUAAGAGUGACUCUACACAUCUCUUGUCUUCUCUACAAGUCGAUCUACCUCCUCUCUCUUGCAGAAUGUGGUUGGGGUUUUGUUUGUUUAUUCUGAGUUUAUUAUUGACUCUAAAUUUUGAAGAAAUGUAUAAAAAGAUUCUUCCUCUAGGUACUGUUAGCAACCAAGUAAUAAAAUUUUGAUGGGCCUUCAUCCAAUACACUUCUAAAACCUCCAAGCCAUCUUAGCUCUCCUAGAAUCCUGACACCAUCCCUUGCACUGCUUUGCAGUCUUCCCUUGCUCUUCCCCACGUGGUUCUCAAAUAUUGCAGUUGCCUUGUUCUUUGUUGUUUCUCUAGUGCAGUUUAUCAGGGAGUUAGAGGCCUUAUCUACUACUCCACCCUGUUUGCUGUUUUAUUCAAACAGCUAUCCUUAGACUUGCUCAGGAGUUUCUUCACUUUUAUUUUCCAUUUCAUCUGGGUGAGAUACCUUACCUCAUUGUGCCCCACCAAAACAGACUGCCUUCCAGGCUUUCUGUUCCACCGGGUCUCUGUUUUCACAGGGCAUUGUUUCUCUGGGUCCAUUCUGAGAAAUGCAAGGUGGCAUCUUAAUUGUACAGGCGUAGAAAUGCUUUGUGAAGUAACUGCUUUCGUAGAGCUUUCCAUUAGCAAAGCUACAGCAUGUUCAUAGCGCAAGAUGGAAGAUGUUCAAGUUUCCUGUAGCUUAUGAACCUCUUGGUGUAAGUUCUUGACUUGUAAAUCCAACGGCGGAGCUUUUAACUGUUUAGUAAGGCGAAACUUUAGGUGUAGUUAACUGUCUUGGCUUCCCUUUUCUUACUUUUUAUUUUCCAGCUAGUGCACAUCUUAGACUACUGAAGGAUAUGUCUAAUCAAAAAGAGUAACAUCUGUAUGUAUGUGGUUUAUAAGGAACAACGAGCUAAAAUCUUCCACGAAACCAUAAUCUGUUGGAACUUCUAUGCAGGUGUUUUUAAAUCUGGUUAAUCUGAUAAGGACUUCCAGGACUGCUUAGAUCUCCACUGUGCAAUACUGAAUUCUGAAUUCAUUUCAUUUGGCAGAAAGAAGGAAGAACUAAGUUAGGAAGAAUGGGGUCUUGUUUCACAAUCACAAUUCCAGAAACAUCCGCCUGGGGAGGUGGCUUUCAAAACUCCACAUUUAUGGUUACGAUUCCCCAAGACUUUUAACAGCUAUUAGAAAUCCGAAGCGCACAGAUUUUUAGAUCUACCAUGCUUUCUGUUGUGGAAGGAAUGUGCUGUGGUGUUCAUCUUUUUAAUCCUGGAAUACAAAUUGAUUUUAAAUUGUGCUGAAUAUUUAAGGAUGACUUCAUGCAAGUUAAUAAACCAUUUGUAAAAUGUUUGUAUACAACCCUUUGUAUCAUGUUGUUGGUACACCUUACCAAAUUUUUUUUGGGCAUGUAUUCCAUUCUUAACUUCUGUACAAUUUAUAUUGUUGCUGUAAAUAUUCUAAAAGAGAAAAAAAAAAAUCCUGUGGUAACCUUAAUUAUCAGCAUGGAAAUGGUUAAUUUUUACUGAGCACAAUGUAUUUUUGAAUGGGCCUUCCAAAAUAUGUCUUUAAUAAAAAUGCAGAUUUUGCACUAGAAAA
This is a messenger RNA of Gallus gallus (chicken), 12545 nucleotides long. It is a transcript of the gene CDKL5, whose product is annotated as cyclin dependent kinase like 5. Lineage: Eukaryota; Metazoa; Chordata; Aves; Galliformes; Phasianidae. Gene Ontology annotation, molecular function: protein kinase activity; ATP binding. Bases 2691 to 5765 code for a protein of 1024 amino acids. The record is from RefSeq and is a predicted model, not a curated record. Gene Ontology annotation, biological process: protein phosphorylation; positive regulation of axon extension; regulation of dendrite development. Gene Ontology annotation, cellular component: nucleus; dendrite cytoplasm. The transcript has 19 exons.